CCGACGCGCGAGUCGUAACACCGUUAGCGCGCGAAUUUGUCAAAUUUAAAAACGAAAAAUGUUGUUUUUAAUAGCAGUGUCGUUGCUGAUGGCCAGUGUUCAAGCCAAGUUCUACACUGAUUGUGGUUCCAAAUUGGCAACAGUGGACAGCGUGGGCGUGAGUGGGUGUGCGGAUGACGCUAAAGAAUGCAUCUUGAAAAGAAAUUCAAAUGCCACCAUCAGCAUUGACUUCACUCCAUCCCAAGAUGUAAAUAACAUCGAGACAGAAGUGCACGGUGUGAUUAUGAACUUGCCCGUACCGUUCCCGCUUCCGCAGCCCGACGCUUGUAAAGACAACGGGCUGACCUGUCCUGUAAAGGGUGGCCAGAAAGCAAGCUAUAGGACGACUCUGCCCGUCCUAAAGUCCUAUCCCAAGGUGAAGGUAGAUGUGAAGUGGGAGCUCAAGACUGAGAGCGGGGAAGAUCUCGUUUGCGUCCUGAUCCCAGCAAGGAUCCAUUAACAUGGGAAGCCCAACCAAGUGUCAGUUUUGAUUACCUAUUUGAGCUGUGUUUUGCACAAACACAAAACGUUCAUUCACGAUUUUUUUAUGUAAACAAAUCGCUAUCACUUUCAAAAAUCUAGCUCCAGUAAAAGAAAAGGAUAUUCCGGUUCCGUUACUUAGCAACAGUUGUUAUUAUAGUUUAAAUUAUAAAAAUAUCUUGGCAACAAAAAUUUUAUAUUAGGCAUA
Messenger RNA from Chilo suppressalis (striped riceborer), 727 nucleotides. NCBI's taxonomy places the organism in Eukaryota, Metazoa, Arthropoda, Insecta, Lepidoptera, Crambidae. The record is from the annotation of a GenBank genome assembly.